CAGCCCUGCUGCUGGGCUCCAACUUUUAUUUCUUGUUCGGGGGGGAAGGGGCGCCUCCUGCCCAGCCACCCACACCCCGUGCUUUGCCGCUGCCGCCGUGUUUUGCAUGGAUGCACCAUGGCCACGCUGGUUUGCAGGGUGCAGUUCUUAGAUGACACCGACCCCUUCAAUAGCACCAACUUCCCCGAGCCCACCCGGCCCCCUCUCUACACCUUCAGGGAGGACAUCGCGCUCGUCACCCAGCUGGCCGGGGUGCACCGCCUGCUCAGAGCCCCGCAUAAGCUUGAUGACUGUACACUGCAACUGUCCCAUAAUGGUACCUAUCUGGAUUUAGAAUCCACCUUAGUGGAGCAAAGGGAUGAAUUGGAAGGUUUCCAGGAAGAUGCUGGGAGGGGCAAGAAGCACAGUAUAAUUCUGAGGACGCAGCUCUCAGUGAGAGUCCACGUCUGCAUUGAGAGCAUUGUUGGAAACUUCAAGCAAAAUAAAUGGACUGUGAUGGAAAAGGGAAGCUGGAAGCUUUCCAGGAUUAAUAGCACAGGAGAAAAACUCUACAACUCCAGUGGACGGGAGCUGAGACGGGCCCUUUUCUCUUUGAAACAAAUAUUUCAGGAUGACAAGGAUUUGGUUCAUGAGUUUGUUGUGGCUGAAGGCCUGACUUGCUUGAUAAAAGUGGGAGCUGAGGCAGACCAGAACUAUCAGAACUACAUCUUAAGAGCUUUGGGCCAGAUUAUGCUGUAUGUAGAUGGGAUGAAUGGAGUAAUAAAUCAUAAUGAAACCAUCCAAUGGCUGUACACUCUCAUUGGGUCAAAGUUCCGUCUGGUGGUAAAGACAGCACUGAAACUGCAGCUGGUGUUUGUGGAGUAUACGGAAUCCAAUGCACCACUUUUAAUCCAGGCAGUAUCCACAGUAGAUGAGAAGAGAGGAGCCAAGCCAUGGUCCAACAUCAUGGAGAUCCUGGAGGAAAAGGACGGGGUUGACACUGAACUGCUGGUUUAUGCAAUGACCUUAGUUAACAAGACGCUGUCGGGGUUGCCAGAUCAGGACUCUUUCUAUGACGUGGUGGACUGUCUGGAAGAGCUAGGCAUCGAAGCUAUUUCACAGAGACACUUGAACAAGAAAGGAACAGACUUGGACUUAGUUGAGCAAUUUAACAUUUAUGAGAUGACACUGAGACAUGAGGAUGGAGACGAGACUGCUGAUCCCCCACCCAAUGGGCGCAAAGACAGAAGAAGGGCCAGUCUUGGCUCCAGUGAACGAAGGGGAUUAGAGCGCAGGAGAAGCCGCAGACAUUCAGCCCAGAGCAUCAAAAGCACUUUAUCAGCUCCUGCAAGUCCCUGCAGUCAGUCGAGUCCAAGCUUCAUGUUAGGCCAUGGGCAGCGUAUUGAAGAUCUUAGUGAGAAUGAAUUCGAGCCUGAGGGCCUCGUGGUCUUACAGGCUGAUGACAAGGAUGACAGUGCAUUUGAAGCUGAACUUCAAACAUCUUCAAUAGAGGAGAAGGAGUAUGAAGAAGAGGAAGAGGAGCAACCAGUCACAGAGCCUAAUACUGAGGAUGAGGGGGAGGAAGAGGCCAGUAGACAGGUCAAACCCAGUGAGAUCCCAGACGUAAACCAGGUUGCAAAUGAAAAGCUGCAGAAUGAGAAUCAGAGUUCUGAUUCUUCAGCCGUCUCAAGUGCAGUUUCUCAAGCCGAGAGGCCUCCCUCAUGCUCUAAAGCCAAGAGUCCGUCCAGCAGCUCAUCUUCUGUGCCUGAUUCAUCUGUCUCACUCCAUUAUUCUGUUUAUUCAUCACCAUCCUCUCCUGCAUCAGUCUCACUUAACUCCUCCCAAAAUUCAUCAGCAUCUAUUACUCCAAAGGCAUCUCCAACUGUAGAGAAAUUGCCUUAUGUACCACAUAGCCCUUUUCACCUUUUCUCCUAUGACUUUGAAGAGUCUCCAGCAACUGUUACAGAAAAGGAAGCAGAGGUUUUCAGGGAAAACAGAAACAGUAGCUAUGGCAACAACUCUUAUUCCUCUACAAGACCUUAUUCUGGAAUCAGUGCACCUACCACACCCAUUUCUCGUUAUGGGACAACUCUGUCACCACCUCAGGAGACCAAAUCUGAAAGGCCAGCAUUGGGUGGUCUCCUUACAUCAUCUUAUCGGCAGCACCAAGAAUCCCUGGCAGCGGAAAGAGAGAGGCGACGUCAGGAGAGAGAAGAGAGGUUGCAAAGGAUAGAGCGGGAAGAAAGAAACAAAUUCAACCGUGAUUAUUUAGACAAAAGAGAGGAACUAAAGCAAGCAAGAGAAGAGAGAUACAAAUACUUGGAGAAGUUGGCAGCUGAGGAGUAUGAGAAGGAGCUGAAAAGUCGGAGUAUAUGCCGAGGCAGAAGUGAGCUGUCCUUGAACUUGAGCUCUCCUUCGGCCCCAUCCUCUCCCAUUCCCAAGUGCAUCAGCCCAGCAUCCGUAGGGUCCCAGGAGGAGCUGAAGACCCCUUCAACACCCCGUGGAACACCUCAGCCCCCUGAAGUGAGUGCCAGUGAACCUGAACCAGAACCUGAGCCAGAGACAAAACCAGAACAGGAAACUGAGGCAGAGGCCGAGCAGGGAACGGAGACACCACAGGAAGUAGAGGCUACGGAGGUGGGACCAGAGAGUGAGGUGGAGCAAGGUCCUGAGCGAGAGCCAGAAGACAGUGCAAUACUCAGUGAAAAAGAGAGGCAGAAUGAGGAAGUGAAUGAAAAAGACAACUGCUCUGCAUCCAGCAUAUCCUCAGCAAGCAGCACUUUAGAGAGGGAAGAAAGAGAGGACAAGUUAACCAGUGACAAUGAAGCUGGUACGUGGUCACAAACUAUUCAAGAUGCUGGUGUGAAUGAGCAGUGCAGCAACAUUCUCAACAACAAACGGUUCAUGCUGGAUAUGUUGUAUGCCCAUAACAAGAAGCCCAAGGAUGAAGAGGAGAAAGAGCUGGAGGAGAAGGAGGAGGAAAAGAAGGAGACGGAGGAAAGUGUUGAGUCAAUCACCAGCCUAGCCAAUAGGAUCUCUAUCCUGCAGGCCAGCAAGCAGGCCAAAGAUGAAAGUGUCAAAAAGAUGGAGAUUGGAAAUCUGGAUAAUCAAGGCAGCGUGAAAGCCUUUGCAGAAAAAUUCAACAAUGUUGAGCUGGCCAAUGGGACAGUAUUGCCUGAGGGUGAGCUCGAUGAAAAGGUCCCUGAGAAAACACCGGCACAGCCCAAGAAGGAAUCUGAUUACAUUUGGGAUCAGCUCAUGGCUAAUCCUAGAGAACUUAAAAUCAAAGACAUGGAUUUUACAGACUUGGGGGAUGAGGAUGAUGUAGAUGUGUUGGACAUUGAUAUGGGUCCUGGGGACUCCCUAAUUCCCCCUCCCCCACCUCCACCUUCCUUUUUGGGUUUGCCUCCUCCACCACCUCCCCCUCUGUUUGGAUGUCCACCUCCACCCUCUGGUAAUUUAUUGGCUCCUCCUCCACUGUUCAGCACUCCUCAGGGUUCAGGGUCACCCCAGGUUUCUAGGGGUCAGCCAGCAUUCAUGAAGAAGAAGAAAACCAUCCGUCUGUUUUGGAACGAGGUACGGCCAUUUGAGUGGCAGUGUAAAAAUAACAAACGCUGUAAAGAAUUCCUGUGGUCGAAACUGGAACCCAUUAAGGUGGACACUUCCAAACUGGAGCACCUCUUUGAGUCUAAAUCCAAGGAACUGCCAGUCACAAAGAAAACUGCUGCAGAUGGAAAGAGACAAGAGAUCAUUGUGUUGGACUCAAAACGAAGCAAUGCUAUUAAUAUUGGACUGACAGUGUUACCCCCGCCAAGGACCAUCAAGACUGCUAUUUUGAACUUUGAUGAAUAUGCCUUAAACAAGGAGGGAAUAGAGAAAAUUUUAACUAUGAUUCCUACCGAGGAAGAAAAACAGAAGAUCCAGGAGGCCCAGAUGGCAAACCCUGACAUCCCACUGGGCAGUGCAGAGCAGUUCCUUCUCACUCUCUCCUCGAUUAGUGAGCUCUCUGCUAGACUCCAGCUUUGGGCUUUCAAAAUGGAUUAUGAGCUAGUGGAAAAGGAAGUUGCAGAACCACUGUUAGACCUGAAGGAAGGAAUGGACCAGAUGGAGCAUAAUAAAACCUUGGGAUUUAUCCUUUCUACUUUACUAGCCAUUGGGAACUUUCUAAAUGGAACCAAUGCCAAAGCUUUUGAGUUAAGCUACCUCGAGAAGGUUCCGGAAGUCAAGGACACAGUGCAUAAACAGUCACUCCUGCACCAUGUCUGCACUAUGGUGGUGGAAAAAUUCCCAGACAGCACAGAUCUUUAUUCAGAAAUUGGGGCUAUCACUAGGUCAGCCAAGGUUGACUUUGAACAACUUCAGGACAACUUAUGUCAGAUGGAGAAAAGGUGCAAAGCAUCAUGGGAUCAUCUUAAGGCUAUAGCAAAGCAUGAAAUGAAGCCAACGCUGAAGCAAAAAAUGUCUGAGUUCCUUAAAGACUGUGCAGAAAGAAUCAUAAUUCUGAAGAUUGUUCACAGAAGAAUAAUUAACAGGUUCCAUGCAUUUUUGUUAUUUAUGGGUCAUCCUCCUUACGCAAUCCGUGAAGUCAACAUCAAUAAGUUCUGCAAAAUUAUUAGUGAAUUUGCUUUAGAGUAUCGCACCACCAGGGAACGAGUUUUGCAGCAGAAGCAGAAACGCGCCAACCACAGGGAAAGAAACAAGACCAGGGGGAAAAUGAUCACAGAUACCGAUGAAGAGGAGGAUAUAGAGUCUGGAAAGUUCUCCAGCAACUCCACCCCAUCUCAGAGCCAGCCCCAGGGUUUGCAGUAUGCUGAAGAUGCAGCAGAGCACGAGAACAUGAAGGCUGUGCUGAAGACCUCCUCCAGCAGUGGGGAAAGCACCACUGCGCUAGGUGUUCGCACUCGAAGUAGAGCCAGCAGAGGCCGUAUCGGUUCAUGGAAUGCUGCUGGUGAUGAUUCACCUAAUGCUACAGAUGAUGCAGCUGAUGAGAUCAUGGAUCGCAUUGUAAAGUCAGCCACCCAAGUGCCAAGUCAGAGAGCGGUGCCUAGAGAGAGGAAGCGGUCACGAGCAAACAGGAAGUCAUCAUUUCCAGGAAGUUAGAACAAAGAAGAGACAACAACAAGUACACCACAGCUCUCAACAGCAUAUCCACUGCCACCACCUGCUGCCCCACUUGCACUUGUGUUCUCCAUAUGUGCUGAUUGCUGUAGGUGACUCAUGCAUAUCAAACAGAUUCCCUGUAUGUUUGCAUAUUUUUGUGGCUUACCCCAUGCUACACUAUUUCCUCUAUUAGCAAUCCUCUCCCCACACACACACCUAAAAGCCAUAUGUUCGAUGUCUUUGCCAGGCACCUUUCUUCCAGGGAAGCACUUGCUACAGCAAAAAGGAUAAUAAUGAAAAUACUAUAUAUUUUCCAUAGGGCUGGUUUUCAUUUAUGUUUAGUGAAAACAUCAACAGGGAUUAAGGACUCAGUAAAUGUUUAGGCUGGGACUGAUUUCCAUUGUAAUUUAUCCUGAUAGAUUCCAGCUCUCUCACUUGUUUUGUCUUCAAGGUCUCGGCUUGCCUUUUAAGUCGACUACAAGACAAUUUCAAAAUAAAUGUAAAGUUCGGUAGUUUAGCAUAAGGCACUUCAGAAAGAAGAAUGUCUGGAACUGUACUACUUCAGUGGUAGUUGAUACACCUGGAUAAUGAAUGAAUAAAAUGGUUUGACUUGAAAAAACACUGAGCUGAGGAGAUAAUAAGACACCUGCAUUUUCUCCCCAAGGAACUAAGCAGGACCCAAACAAUAUUAAUGUAGAAUUUAAGAUAAGAGAAUGGGAAAGGCUACUCUGACCGCUGAACGGUCAAGAGUCUAUGAAAGUGGCACAGAUCUACAGGAAUAUACUGGAAACUAGAACUUUAGGUGGUUUAGUGCUGCAGGGUUAGGUUCCUUUGUUAUGUAAAGAGCAAAAGACACAAUAGUUGGUUGUUCUGACCCAUAAGGGUUGGCAAGACUCAUCCCUACACAUACACUCACAGUGAAAGUGAGGAGGGUGUAUGUUUGGUGUUUCAUCUAACUCAAAAUGUCAAAGUGAAACUAACUUGAAAGUACCAGCUUGCACAAUGUUUGUACUGCAGCCAUGUAAAACCAUACAUUUCUCAGGGUUUUAAUGCAGAACCAUAAAUAUGCUCAGGUUCACUUAAAGCUUAGCAAAGUUUUAGGUGAACUUGGACUGAGGAGUUUGUGUUUCUAGCAAAAUUGGAAACCCAAAUGAGUUAUGCAUGACUGUGUUGCAAACAUUUCAUUCGACUCUACCAAAUACCUUUCAUAGACAAGGUGAGAGGACAAAGAAAAUAGAGAUGAGAAAUUAGUAACUCUCAGUCAUUUAGAAUCAAAAGAGAAAUAGAAAUGGAGUUAUGGAAGAAGCAAGCUCUUACUCAGACAUUGGGUGAAUCUAUUGGGAAAAUAAUAUAUUUUGACAUUUGUUGAAUUAGGUCUUCCACAAAGUGGAAUGAGAUAAAUUGUUGGAUAAUUUGGUCAUAUUCGGUAUUUAAAGAUCAAUAUUUAGAUUUUAAUGAAAAGAAAAGGUCAAUUCAGAGCAACCGAAGGAGCCAUACGUUGUGGGAAGGAAUAAGGUUGUGAAGAGUCCAUUGACGAUACAUGAAUGGUAAUUCCUGUAUCUGCUCUACAACCUCUGAAGAUAUCAAGGGUUAUUGAUAAGUGCAGAUCUGGCUUAUAGGACCAUUGAAAACAAAUAAGAAGGAAUUUGUUGAGAAGGAGCUGAAAUGGAGAAGAUGGAUGCGGGUAAACUAAGAAAAACUGACAUCUGCUGAGAUAUACUGUAACCGUAUGAAGACUGUGUUCUGAAGGUGAAUAUGUGAAAUGAGAGCCUGUUUCUGAGGUACCUCCGACACAUUAGAGGUUUCGCAAGAUAAAAUCAUAUAUACACAAGUCCAAUGACAACUCAAUGUCAUUACCACGUGAUAGUUGUUCUGUGGCCUAUAUGACAUAUGUAUUGGACUGGAGAACACAUGAGAAAACAGCCUCACAAUCUGACACUCUCAUUGGAAGUCUUAACAGAAAGCCCAAGGAUUUAAUGAGCCACAGAACUGAAUUACCCUGUCUCAUCUCUAGAGAUGGUCCCCCAAAGUCAGGGUUGAGGCGCAUUGCCAUGGGAAGCUUGCACUGUUCUUUCCUCUGAUGUGUCUGUUCUACAUGUAAAUAAAGACUCCUGUCUGUAGGUGUUCUCAAUUCAGCAUGUUCCACAAGCAUUAAAUAAAAACUGAGGGGUGGACAUGUGCUAUUUCCAUUGUUUUAGACUGACAGCAGUUUUCUGUGUGAAAGGCUUUUUAUAACAUUAUUUAGGGUUGUCCAACCCAGCAAGAAAAUAGAAAAUAAUAUAAUUAUGAUGAUCUGGUUCUCCCCUAAGGUUGGGAUGAACUUCAGAAAUGAUACCAUAACAAACAGUGAAUAUGAGGGAAAAUUGGAAAUGGUGAUGUUUUAAGAAUCACUGUAUGCGAUAGUCCAAAUUCCAGUGAACACAGUCCAGCUAGUAAGGAGGAAAACUGAAUUAGUUUUAGCAAUUUGCAGAAAACUGUUAUUGCAGACUUUGAAGCACUGGAUUGUAAGGAAUAAAAAAUAGAAGUUGCAGAAUGAGAAGGGGUCAUGGAGAUCUGAGAAAACUAGAGGAAGGAAUGGAGGUAUUUUGGUAGUGAAGGAAGUAGAUGAAAGACGAACAUAAGAUGAGAGAUAAGGUGGAUGAGGUAAUAUCUUUUAUUAGACCAACUUCUGUUGGUGAGCGAGACAAGUUUUCGAGCCACACAGAGCUUUUCUUCCAGUGUGGUGCGUAAGCCUGGGCGGCCGGUGACCUGGCCGCCUGGGAAGGCUAAUCCCCAGCCCCUCCCCUUGUGCCCGAGGCCUCACCCCUCC
This is a messenger RNA of Chrysemys picta bellii (western painted turtle), 7888 nucleotides long. The record is from RefSeq and is a predicted model, not a curated record. NCBI's taxonomy places the organism in Eukaryota, Metazoa, Chordata, Testudines, Emydidae.